UCUCUCCAAUUCUUCUCAAUAAAAAAAAUCGUAGAAGAUAGAACAAAAAAAAAAAAAUUAGAGCGAGCGAGAAAACAGAAAUGGAGGAAGACGAUCAGCAAAAGGUUGCAGAUUUAGUGAAGGAGCUUGUUCUUCGUCUUCUCUCUCAAAACUCUCAAACCCCUUAUCCCGAUCCCAGUUCCUCCACUUUCCUCGCAACCCUCCGUUACGCGUUUCGCAUUCUCUCGAGCCGCCUCACUCCCUCGAUCGCUCCAGACGCCACCACCAUCGCCGAGUCCCUCAAGCGCCGUCUCGCCACCCAGGGAAAAUCCUCCGACGCCCUCGCUUUCGCCGAUCUCUACACCAAAUUCGCAUCGAAGACUGGUGCCGGUAGCGUCAACAACAAAUGGGCUGUGAUUUACUUGCUUAAAAUCGUAUCUGAUGAUAGGAAAUCGGCGAAAAAUGGGUUUGAUUCCUCGGUUCUGCUCUCCAAUUUAGGGCUUGGUAAUGGCGGAUCGGGUGAGGAGAAGGAUAGGAGUAAUGGGGUUUUGUUGGUUAGUAAAGACCCUGAGAAUUUGCGGGAUAUUGCGUUUAGGGAGUAUUGGAAUCUGGUCAAGGAAGAGAAUGAAGUGACAGAGGAGGUAAUAGUGAGGGAUGUUUUGUAUGCUUGUCAAGGAAUUGAUGGGAAGUAUGUGAAAUUCAACAGCGAGUUAGAUGGGUACACAGUGUUGGAUUCCCUUAGGGUUCCUCGAGCUACUAGGGUUCUGGUUCGUAAGCUUUGCGAGCUGGGUUGGCUGUUUAGGAAGGUGAACACAUUCAUUUCUGGGAGUUUGGAUCGGAUUCCAGCCGGAGAUGUCGGAACAGUAGAGCAAGCCUUUUGUGCUGCUCUGCAAGGUGAGCUAUCAGAAUAUUAUAAGCUAUUGGCUGUGCUCGAGGCACAGGCCAUGAACCCUGUUCCAUUGGUUUCUGAAUCAGCUAGCUCAAACAAUUACCUUUCUUUGAGGAGGUUAUCGGUCUGGUUUGCAGAGCCAAUGGUGAAAAUGAGACUGAUGGCUGUUUUGGUUGACAAAUGUAAGGUUUUGAGAGGCGGGGCAAUGGCUGGGGCUAUUCAUUUGCAUGCCCAACAUGGCGAUCCGCUUGUUCAUGAGUUCAUGAUGGAUUUGCUUCGAUGCGUGUGUUCUCCUUUGUUUGAAAUGGUAAGAAGUUGGGUCUUGGAAGGCGAACUGGAAGAUACUUUUGGAGAAUUCUUUAUAGUAAGUCAGCCAGUUAAAGAGGAGUCACUCUGGAGGGAAGGUUAUAAGCUCCACCAAGGAAUGCUUCCCUCCUUUAUUUCACCGAGUCUUGCCCAGAGAAUUCUAAGAACUGGUAAAUCCAUAAACUUUCUCCGUGUUUGCUGUGAUGAUCAAGGAUGGGCUGAUACAGCAUCAGAAGCAGCGGCUGCAUCUGGGACAACAACUAGUCGAGGAGGUCUUGGGUAUGGUGAGACCGACGCACUUGAACAUCUUGUUACGGAAGCAGCAAAAAGAAUUGACAAGCACCUGUUGGAUGUUCUAUACAAGAGAUACAAAUUCAAGGAACAUUGUCUCACAAUCAAGCGGUAUCUACUCCUUGGACAAGGCGAUUUUGUGCAGUACUUGAUGGAUAUUGUUGGGCCUAAACUGUCUGAACCGGCCAAUAGUAUUAGCUUGUUUGAGUUGGCCGGGCUUCUAGAAGCUGCAAUUCGGGCUUCUAAUGCGCAGUAUGAUGACCAUGACAUGCUAGACAGAUUGAGAGUGAAGAUGAUGCCUCAUGGCACUGGGGAUAGAGGCUGGGAUGUAUUCUCGUUGGAAUAUGAUGCAAGGGCUCCACUAGAUACUGUGUUCACCGAGUCUGUUAUGUCUCGGUACUUGAGAGUUUUCAAUUUUCUCUGGAAAUUGAAAAGGGUGGAUCAUGCUCUUAACAGUAUUUGGAAAGCAAUGAAACCAAAUUGCAUCACAUCUAAUUCGUUCAUUAAGCUCCAAACAACAGUGAAGUUUCAAUUGCUCUCAGCCCUUAGACGAUGCCAGGUUCUCUGGAAUGAAAUGAACCAUUUCGUCACUAACUUACAGUACUACAUCAUGUUUGAGGUGUUGGAGGUGUCAUGGUCUGAUUUUUCGAAAGAAAUGGAAGCUGCUAAAGACCUGGAUGAUCUAUUAGCAGCACAUGAGAAGUACCUCAACUCCAUUUUGGAAAAAUCUCUACUGGGUGAACAGUCACAAACCCUUCUCAAAUCCCUUUUUGUCCUGUUUGAGCUUAUAUUGCGGUUCAGAAGUCAUGCAGAUCGGUUGUACGAGGGAAUUCAUGAGUUGCAAAUAAGAACCAGAGAACCAUGCCGAGAAAGGAAUAAGGCACAAGAGUCCGGUUCAUGGAUCAGCGAGGGCAGGAAGGCCAUAACACAACGUGCUGGAGAAUUUCUUCAAAGCAUGGCCCGAGAAAUGGACAGUAUUUCAAAGGAGUACACAUCAUCACUUGAAGGGUUCUUGUCUCUGUUGCCUGUGCACCAAUGUGUAGACCUCAAGUUCCUCUUUUUCCGGCUCGACUUUACCGAGUUUUACAGCCGGUUGCAUUCUAAAGGAUAGGAAGGUUGCAAGAUCGGUUAGUAAAAAAAAUCAUAUUCCACAAUAGCAAGAACAGACAGGGUCUAUUUGUCACUAACUGCUGACUGUGACAUUGGUUCAUCAACCCAUAUAUGGAUCUCUCUCUUGAAUCUAGGUUGUUUUUGAUGGCUUGCUUCAACCUUGGGAUUUGGAAGCAGUUUCUUGUGUCGGCGGUGAGGUUUGAGUUUGGAUUUGUGCGCUCUAUGAGUCUGAUGUUCUACCGAUUUUUGUCGGUGUUCCCAUUGCAGUUUCUGUAAGAUCAGUUCGAGCUUGCUGAUCUGCAUGGUUUGUUUAAAACACAUAUUGAUAUGAGAAAGCAGUUGAAAUUGCAUGUGAAGCAACUCCAUUGUGUCAUAUACAUAUUGAUUUGCAUGUAUUUGAGCCUUGCUUUUGAUGUUCUGACGGUCUGCCCCCAUUAGUAGAAAGAUUUCAAAACAAGAACACAGAAUAUUUCACUGCAUAGGAAAAAUUUCCAGCAAGUUUCUGCUUGAACCGAGCUUCCAUUGACAUCAUAAGAAGGCAGAGCACACAAUCUGGAGGAACCUCCAUCUUUCAGUGGACCGACUUCUCGGGUCUCUGCAGUAACUUAUUUGCCCGCAAAAAGGCUCCAUUAGUCAAUCGGAGCAAGAUCCAAGUAGAUUUAUCCAACACUGAUAUUAUUCAUCAUAGGAGGUUUAGAUGAUGUCUGAAGAAGUCAGAGCAGGUUUAGAGAUUUUCCAUGGAAAGGAAACUGGUUUUCCACAAUCUAGUGAACUCGAGCAAAACCACUGGAUAUUCUUCAUUCUUCUCUGUUAUUUCCCACAAUCAAACAUGUUGAUUUAUCCCCUUUUCGUUUUCUUCUUCUUUUUUUUUUUUUGGUAAGAAUCCAUAUCUGUAUGCAAAAGAGAGAUUGCCAUCAAAGCUUAUUACAAACACUUUUCAUGGAA
Messenger RNA from Tarenaya hassleriana, 3520 nucleotides. RefSeq names its product gamma-tubulin complex component 3-like. Gene Ontology annotation, biological process: microtubule nucleation; spindle assembly; meiotic cell cycle. Gene Ontology annotation, molecular function: gamma-tubulin binding; microtubule minus-end binding. The transcript has 4 exons. The record is from RefSeq and is a predicted model, not a curated record. Gene Ontology annotation, cellular component: spindle pole; equatorial microtubule organizing center; gamma-tubulin small complex. Lineage: Eukaryota; Viridiplantae; Streptophyta; Magnoliopsida; Brassicales; Cleomaceae. Bases 81 to 2576 code for a protein of 831 amino acids.